ACAUUUUUUAUUAAGUACUUAUAUGAUAAAGCAACCAAUUCAUAUCAGUUCGGUGAUACACUUUGUGCCGUGAACGUGCCUUGAAGAUUUUUGUUUAGUGCAUGUGUACGUAAAACGAAAUAUAAACAAAAUAUAUAGUGGUUAUUUUUAUUAAAUUAAAAAGACUCAAGGCUGAAUACACCGUCAAAGAUGAGUUCAAGCGAUUUUAGGAUAGAACGCAACGUCGAGUUGUCACCUGAAACUAAGGAGAUUGCGGAACGGGAGUUGAGGGAGACACCAGAGCGAAUGAGGGAAGCUAUCGAGCGUCUCCGCGAACUCCUCAAGGAGAAUGACGACUUGUACUUCAGUGAUGAUGACGAGAUCCUAACUAUUUUUCUUCGCCCAUGCAAAUGGUAUCCGGAAAGUGCAUUAGCUUUGAUGCGACGCUUAGCAGAAUUCAGACGUGACAAUGCAGCUUUUACUGACGAUCUAGUGCCUGAACAUGAGGAGGAGGCCUUCCUGCGGCAUAAAAUGGCCAAUGUUAUGAAGGGUCGUGACCACAAAGGAAGAAGGGUCCUCAUAGUCAGUGUUGGUGGUAAGCAUUUAAUUAUGUUGAUAUCUAGUAAUAAAACUUCAAUUGAUCGAUUCAUGUCUUGUAUAACACACAGCCGAAACCUAAAUUCUAGAUUCAUGAAAUAUUUAAACAGAAGUUUUGUUAUAGCACUAAAAGGAAUUUCCUAAAAUUUCUACGAGCAUUGUUUAGUGUA
Molecule: messenger RNA, 746 nt
Organism: Galleria mellonella (greater wax moth)
Lineage: Eukaryota; Metazoa; Arthropoda; Insecta; Lepidoptera; Pyralidae
Product: clavesin-1-like
Exons: 3
Coding region: 190-720 (176 amino acids)
Cellular component (GO): membrane
Molecular function (GO): phosphatidylinositol bisphosphate binding
Source: RefSeq, a predicted model, not a curated record